Molecule: messenger RNA, 5805 nt
Organism: Macaca mulatta (Rhesus monkey)
Lineage: Eukaryota; Metazoa; Chordata; Mammalia; Primates; Cercopithecidae
Gene: FGFR1
Product: fibroblast growth factor receptor 1
Biological process (GO): fibroblast growth factor receptor signaling pathway; positive regulation of cell population proliferation; positive regulation of cell differentiation
Cellular component (GO): plasma membrane; signaling receptor complex
Molecular function (GO): fibroblast growth factor binding; ATP binding; fibroblast growth factor receptor activity
Source: RefSeq, a predicted model, not a curated record
CAGGGGCGCAAGCGCCAAAGGAGACCAGGCUGCAGGAAGAGAAGGGCAGAGCGCCGGACAGCUCGGCCCGCUCGGCCGGCUCCCCCUCCUCUGGGGCCGCGGCUGGAGAACUACAAGGCCCAGCAGGCAGCGGCAGGGGGCGGAGGCGGAGGAGGGACCAGCGCCGGUGGGAGUGAGAGGGCGAGCCCUCGCGCCUCGCCGGCGCACAGCGCUCGGAGCGCUCCUUCGGCCACAGGCGCGGCGUCCUCGGCGGCGGGCGGCAGUGAGCGGGAGCCGGGACGCUGGUGCAGCCGUAGCGCGCGGAGGAACCCGGGCUGUGCCGGCAGCAGGGCCACGUCCGGACGGGACCGAGACUCCGCGUAGCGCAUUGCGGCGACCUCGCCUUCCCCGGCCGCGAGCGCGCAGCUGCUCGAAAAGCCGCGGAACCCGAGGACUUUCUCCCGUCCGAGCUCGGGGCGCCCCACAGGGCGCACGGUACCCGUGCUGCAGUCGGGCACGCCGCGGCGCCGGGGCCUCCGCGGAACGAUGGAGCCCGGUCUGCAAGGAGCGUGAGACGCCGCCGCCGCGGUCUGGAAAAGAGGGGCACAAGGUCUGGAGACCCCGGGCGGCGGACGGGAGCCCUCCCCCCGCCCCGCCUCCGGGGCAUCAGCUCCGGCUCCAUUGUUCCCGCCCGGGCUGGAGGCGCCGAGCACCGAGCGCCGCCGGGAGUCGAGCGCCGGCCGCGGAGCUCUCGCGACCCCGCCAGGACCCGAAAAGAGCCCGGGGGCGGCGGGCCGGAGCCGGGGACGCGGGCACACGCCCGCUCGCGCAAGCCACGGCGGACUUUCCCGAGGCGGAACCUCCACGCCGAGCGAGGGUCAGUUUGAAAAGGAGGAUUGAGCUCAAGGUGGAGUAUCCAUGGAGGUGUGGAGCCUUGUCACCAACCUCUAAGUGCAGAACUGGGAUGUGGAGCUGGAAGUGCCUCCUCUUCUGGGCUGUGCUGGUCACAGCCACGCUCUGCACCGCUAGGCCGUCCCCGACCUUGCCUGAACAAGCCCAGCCCUGGGGAGCCCCUGUGGAAGUGGAGUCCUUCCUGGUCCACCCCGGUGACCUGCUGCAGCUUCGCUGUCGGCUGCGGGACGAUGUGCAGAGCAUCAACUGGCUGCGGGACGGGGUGCAGCUGGCAGAAAGCAACCGCACCCGCAUCACAGGGGAGGAGGUGGAGGUGCAGGACUCCGUGCCCGCGGACUCCGGCCUCUAUGCUUGCGUAACCAGCAGCCCCUUGGGCAGCGACACCACCUACUUCUCCGUCAAUGUUUCAGAUGCUCUCCCCUCCUCAGAGGAUGAUGAUGACGAUGAUGACUCCUCUUCAGAGGAGAAAGAGACAGAUAACACCAAACCAAACCGUAUGCCCGUAGCUCCAUAUUGGACAUCCCCAGAAAAGAUGGAAAAGAAAUUGCAUGCGGUGCCAGCUGCCAAGACAGUGAAGUUCAAAUGCCCUUCCAGUGGGACCCCAAACCCCACACUGCGCUGGUUGAAAAAUGGCAAAGAAUUCAAACCUGACCACAGGAUUGGAGGCUACAAGGUCCGUUAUGCCACCUGGAGCAUCAUAAUGGACUCCGUGGUGCCCUCUGACAAGGGCAACUACACCUGCAUUGUGGAGAAUGAGUAUGGCAGCAUCAACCACACCUACCAGCUGGAUGUCGUGGAGCGGUCCCCUCACCGGCCCAUCCUGCAAGCAGGGUUGCCCGCCAACAAGACAGUGGCCCUGGGUAGCAACGUGGAGUUCAUGUGUAAGGUGUACAGUGACCCACAGCCGCAUAUCCAGUGGCUAAAGCACAUCGAGGUGAACGGGAGCAAGAUUGGUCCAGACAACCUGCCUUAUGUCCAGAUCUUGAAGACUGCUGGAGUUAAUACCACCGACAAAGAGAUGGAGGUGCUUCACUUAAGAAAUGUCUCCUUUGAGGACGCAGGGGAGUAUACGUGCUUGGCGGGUAACUCUAUCGGACUCUCCCAUCACUCUGCAUGGUUGACCGUUCUGGAAGCUCUGGAAGAGAGGCCGGCGGUGAUGACCUCGCCCCUGUACCUGGAGAUCAUCAUCUAUUGCACAGGGGCCUUCCUCAUCUCCUGCAUGGUAGGGUCGGUCAUCGUCUACAAGAUGAAGAGUGGCACCAAGAAGAGCGACUUCCACAGCCAGAUGGCUGUGCACAAGCUGGCCAAGAGCAUCCCUCUGCGCAGACAGGUGUCUGCUGACUCCAGUGCGUCCAUGAACUCUGGGGUUCUUCUGGUUCGGCCAUCACGGCUCUCCUCCAGUGGGACUCCCAUGCUAGCAGGGGUCUCCGAGUAUGAGCUUCCUGAAGACCCUCGCUGGGAGCUGCCUCGGGACAGACUGGUCUUAGGCAAACCCCUGGGAGAGGGCUGCUUUGGGCAGGUGGUGUUGGCAGAGGCCAUCGGGUUGGACAAGGACAAACCCAACCGUGUGACCAAAGUGGCUGUGAAGAUGUUGAAGUCGGACGCAACAGAGAAAGACUUGUCAGACCUGAUCUCAGAAAUGGAGAUGAUGAAGAUGAUCGGGAAGCAUAAGAAUAUCAUCAACCUGCUGGGGGCCUGCACGCAGGACGGUCCCUUGUAUGUCAUCGUGGAGUAUGCCUCCAAGGGCAACCUGCGGGAGUACCUGCAGGCCCGGAGGCCCCCGGGGCUGGAAUACUGCUACAACCCCAGCCACAACCCAGAGGAGCAGCUCUCCUCCAAGGACCUGGUGUCCUGCGCCUAUCAGGUGGCCCGAGGCAUGGAGUAUCUGGCCUCCAAGAAGUGCAUACACCGAGACCUGGCCGCCAGGAAUGUCCUGGUGACAGAGGACAAUGUGAUGAAGAUAGCAGACUUUGGCCUCGCACGGGACAUUCACCACAUCGACUACUAUAAAAAGACAACCAACGGUCGACUGCCUGUGAAGUGGAUGGCGCCCGAGGCAUUGUUUGACCGGAUCUACACCCACCAGAGUGAUGUGUGGUCUUUCGGGGUGCUUCUGUGGGAGAUCUUCACUCUGGGCGGCUCCCCAUACCCUGGUGUGCCUGUGGAGGAGCUUUUCAAGCUGCUGAAGGAGGGUCACCGCAUGGACAAGCCCAGUAACUGCACCAACGAGCUGUACAUGAUGAUGCGGGACUGCUGGCAUGCAGUGCCCUCACAGAGACCCACCUUCAAGCAGCUGGUGGAAGACCUGGACCGCAUCGUGGCCUUGACCUCCAACCAGGAGUACCUGGACCUGUCCAUGCCCCUGGACCAGUACUCCCCGAGCUUUCCCGACACCCGGAGCUCUACAUGCUCCUCAGGGGAGGAUUCCGUCUUCUCUCAUGAGCCGCUGCCCGAGGAGCCCUGCCUGCCCCGACACCCAGCCCAGCUUGCCAAUGGCGGACUCAAACGCCGCUGACUGCCACCCACACGCCCUCCCCAGACUCUACCGUCAGCUGUAACCCUCACCCACAGCCCCUGCCAGGCCCACUGCCUGUCCGUCCCUGUCCCCUUUCCUGCUGGCAGGAGCCCGCUGCCUACCGGGGGCCUUCCUGUGUGGCCUGCCUUCACCCCACUCAGCUCACCUCCUCCUCCGCCUCCUCUCCACCUGUUGGUGAGAGGUGCAAAGAGGCAGAUCUUUGCUGCCGGCCACUUCAUCCCCUCCCAGAUGUUGGACCAAGACCCCUCCCUGCCACCAGGCACUGCCUGGAGGGCGGGGAGUGGGAGCCGAUGAACAGGCAUGCAAGUGAGAGCUUCCUGAGCUUUCUCCUGUCAGUUUGGUCUGUUUCGCCUUCACCCGUAAGCCCCUUGCACUCUGGUGGCAGGUGCCUUGUCCUCAGGGCUACAGCAGUAGGGAGGUCAGUGCUUCGAGCCUCGAUCGAAGGUGACCUCUGCUCCAGAUGGGUGGUGCCAGUGGCUUUACUAAUUCCGAUACUAGUUUGCUUUGCUCACCAAAUGCCUGGUACCAGAGGAUGGUGAGGUGAAGGCCAGGUUGGGGGCAGUGUUGUGGCCCUGGGGCCCAGCCCCGAACUGGGGGCUCUGUACAUAGCUAUGAAGAAAACACAAAGUGUAUAAAUCUGAGUAUAUAUUUACAUGUCUUUUUAAAAGGGUCGUUACCAGAGAUUUACCCAUCGGGUAAGAUGCUCCUGGUGGCUGGGAGGCAUCAGUUGCUAUAUAUUAAAAACAAAGAAAAAAGAAAAAAAAGAAAAAUGUUUUUAAAAAGGUCAUAUAUUUUUUGCUACUUUUGCUGUUUUAGUUUUUUAAAUUAUGUUCUAAACCUAUUUUCAGUUUAGGUCCCUCAAUAAAAAUUGCUGCUGCUUCAUUUUUCUAUGGGCUGUGUGAAAAGGGUGGGAAUGUCCACUGGAAAGAAGAGACACCCACGGGCCCUGGGGCUAGGUCUGUCCCGAGGGCACUGCACGCUCCUGGCGCAGGUUCCUUGUAACCUCUUCUUCCUAGGUCCUGCACCCAGACCUCACGACGCACCUCCUGCCUCUCCGCUACUUUUGGAAAGUCAGAAAAAGAAGAUGUCUGCGUCGAGGGCAGGAACCCCAUCCAUGCACUAGACGCGCUGGGCGGAGAGUCAAGGCCCAGCAGCCAACCACCAUGGAUGGUUUCCUCCAAGGAAACCGGUGGGGUUGGGCUGGGGAGGGGGCACCUACCUAGGAAUGGCCACCAGGUAGAGCUAAAGUGAUUAAGAGGUAGCCAAGGGCACAGUUGCUCACACCUGUAAUCCCAGCACUUUGGGACGCCGAGGUGGGCAGAUCACUUAAGGUCAGGAGUUCGAGACCAUCCCGGCCAACUUAGUGAAAACCCAUCUCUACUAAAAAUAUAAAAAUUAUCCAGGCAUGGUGGCACGCGCCUGUAAUCCCAGCUCCACAGGAGGCUGAGGCAGGAGAAUGCCUUGAACCUGGGAGGCGGAGGUUGCAGUGAGCGGAGACUGUGCCAUUGCAUUCCAGCCUGGGCGACAGAGAAAACAGAAAGGAAAGCAAAUGAUGAAGGUCUGCAGAAGCUGAAACCCAGACAUGUGUCUGCCCCAUCUGUGUGGGCGUGGUUUUGCCGGUGCUUGUAAGUGCAGGAGAACAUGUCACCUGAGGCUAGUUCUGCAUUCAGGUCCCUGGCUUCGUUUCUUGUUGGUAUUCCUCCCCAGAUCGUCCUUCCUGUAUCCUUGUGACCAGACUGUAUUUAUUGGGACUGUCGCAGAUCUUGGCUUCUUACAGUUCUUCCUGUCCAAACUCCACCCUACCCCUCAGGAAGGGGGGAAAAUUCUCCGAAUGCUUUUGUUUUUUUGGCUGCUUGGAAUUUACUUCUGCCACCUGCUGGUCAUCACUGUCCUCACCAGGCGGAUUCUGGCUCCCCGGUACCUCAUGGCUCAAACUACCACUCCUCAGUCGCUAUAUUAAAGCUUACAUUUUGCUGGAUUACUGCUAAAUACAAAAGAAAGUUCAGUAUGUUUUCAUUUCUGUAGGGAAAAUGGGAUUGCUGCUUUAAAUUUCUGAGCUAGGAUUUUUUUUGGCAGCUACAGUAUUGGUCACUAUUGUAAAAUUAUCUUUGUUUCUCUCUGUAAAUACGCACCUGCUAACAUUACAAUUUGUAUUUAUGUUUAAAGAAGGCAUUUGGUGAAGAGCUGGGAAAGGAAUUUUUAGCUCUUAAAAGCAUUUGCUUUGAGACCACACAGGAGUGUCUUUCCUUGUAAAACAGUGAUGAUAUUCUGCUUUGGCCCUACCUUGAAGCAAUGUUGUGUGAAGGGAUGAAGACUCUAAAAGGCUUCAUAAGCCCUUGGGAGAGGUGCUAGAAAAAUAUAUGGCACUAUCAUAAUUA